AUGCUGGGCUCGGUGAAGAUGGAGGCCCAUGACCUGGCGGAGUGGAGCUACUACCCGGAGGCGGGCGAGGUCUACUCUCCGGUGACCCCAGUGCCCACCAUGGCCCCCCUCAACUCCUACAUGACCCUGAACCCUCUGAGUGCCCCCUACCCCCCGGGGGGGCUCCCUGCCUCCCCGCUGCCCUCGGGACCCCUGGCGCCCCCGGCCCCCACGGCGCCCCUGGGGCCUACCUUCCCAGGCCUGGGUGCCAGCAGCGGAGGGGGCAGCAGCUCUGCGUACGGGGGCCCGGGGCCGGGGCUGGUGCACGGGAAGGAGAUGCCGAAAGGGUACCGGCGGCCCCUGGCGCACGCCAAGCCGCCAUACUCCUACAUCUCGCUCAUCACCAUGGCCAUCCAGCAGGCGCCAGGCAAGAUGCUCACGCUGAGCGAGAUCUACCAGUGGAUCAUGGACCUCUUCCCCUACUACCGGGAGAACCAGCAGCGCUGGCAGAACUCCAUCCGCCACUCGCUCUCCUUCAACGACUGCUUUGUCAAGGUCGCUCGCUCCCCAGACAAGCCCGGCAAGGGCUCUUACUGGGCGCUGCACCCCAGCUCAGGUAACAUGUUCGAGAACGGGUGCUACCUGCGCCGCCAGAAGCGCUUCAAGCUGGAGGAGAAGGUGAAGAAAGCGGGCGGCGGGUCCUCCGCCAGGGGCGCUGCCGCCGCGCCCGCCCCCGGCGCCUCUGCGCCCCAGCCUGCGCCCCCCGAACCUGAGGCCCAGGGUGCCGAAGAGGUGGGGGCUCUGGACUGCGCCUCCCCCCCCUCCUCCACCCCUUAUUUCCCCGGCCUGGAGCUCCCCGGGGAGCUGAAGCUGGAUGCGCCCUACAACUUCAACCACCCCUUCUCCAUCAACAACCUGAUGUCCGAACAGACGCCCGCGCCUCCCAAACUGGACAUGGGGUUUGCGGGCUUCGGGGCCGAGGGCGCCGAGCCCGGGGCCUACUACCAGGGCCUCUAUUCCCGCUCGCUGCUGAACGCGUCCUAG
Molecule: messenger RNA, 1023 nt
Organism: Condylura cristata (star-nosed mole)
Lineage: Eukaryota; Metazoa; Chordata; Mammalia; Eulipotyphla; Talpidae
Gene: FOXA3
Product: forkhead box A3
Exons: 2
Coding region: 1-1023 (340 amino acids)
Biological process (GO): cell differentiation; regulation of transcription by RNA polymerase II; anatomical structure morphogenesis
Molecular function (GO): RNA polymerase II cis-regulatory region sequence-specific DNA binding; transcription factor binding; protein domain specific binding
Source: RefSeq, a predicted model, not a curated record